AUGAAAAGUUAUGUCUCGCCUAAUCACGAUACAGGGUUGAGUCCUUUCUAACAUGAAGAUUUAUUGUCUAGACUUGAAUCAUCUUCGAGUAAUCAGCAACUUAAUCAUAAGAAUAUUGCUAUGAAUAACAAUCAUAUUAAAAGAAACCAAACCCAUGAUUUACAAUAAGAAUAAAUAGGGCUUGCCAAAUAGCAGAGGAAAAACCAUUCACUAUUUACUACUACCACCAAUUAAGCUUACAACAAUAGUAAUCUACCACCAAUAAUGAAGAUAAAUUUUGAUUCGCUGUCAACUAAGCAGAUCGAGCAUUACAACAUAACAAUAAAAAACCAGGAAAAUCAAGGAUAAAAGGAAGUCAAAAGAACUUUCCUUUUGAAAAGACAAAUGAGUGAGACUAGAUUUUAAGAAUACAAACGAUAGCAGCAUGAGAGGUUGAAUGGAAAGUAAAACUUAGAGAGUGCUGAUGACUUCUUAUCCUCAGAGAAAGUACAGAAAAAUAGGCAAAAGCUCGUUAGAGUUGAUGACGAAGGGAAGGUUCAGAAGAGGAGCAUUUUAGGCACACCUGAUGUUUACAACCUAGGACAGAGGAAGAUUUCAGAGUAGUUGAAACCUAAAAAGAUACCAACUAAUAGCACUCUUGGAAAUUCAUAGCCUAAUAUACUUAAAAGCUCAAUUUAAACGCCUUAAAGUAGAAUGAUUCGUAACAACAGGACAUCAAUUCAUGAUAUUUCCUCAACUAAUAGUAAUUAACCCUAAUAGGGAAAGGUUGUAUUAUUCUAGGGAAAAAACUAAGUUCAACAAUAGAAAAUAGUGAGUAACCAAUAUUUGGAUUAGAUGAGUAAAUUGAUCCAGGAUAGAAUCUUUGAAAAUUAACAAUAAGAUGAUAAGAUAAUGUCUUAAAUCCCACUUGGUAUAAAGUUAAAGCAAACUCAGUCAUAGAGAAUAUUGUAGUAGUAUGAUCACAUCAAAGACUUCUGGCAGAAAAAGAAAGAGCACUUUGCUUAAAAAUCAAAUAAAGCUUUCGUAGAUCUUAGUGUAAUGCAGUAGACAGAUGAGUAUAGGAAAAAAUUGGAGACUUAAGAGUUGAUUGAUAAGACCUUCCUUAAUAUAGAGACCUUAGGCUAAACACUUUGGAAAGCCAAUCUCAGAAAUCAUCACUCAGGCGACAAUAACCCCAAAGCAUUGUCUUCUAAAUUUCUAAGCAAGACGAAUCAAUCCUAAGAAGCCCUUAAAAAAUUAGCACUCAAAGAGCAAACAAUCUUAGAAUAGAAAGAGAGUUCAACCACAUUCCUGAUGUUGGAAAGCUUAAACUCAUGCGCUGACAUAUCAAGUGUAUAUCUCGAUCGUACAUAUAAGCCCACUGAGAUAAUAAGAACACCUAAUUUUGAUAAAGCUAAAUAGUAUCAAGAAUUGACUGGUUCUAUAAUCUUUGAUAAAACUAACGAGAAUGCAAAAGCAGACUCUCCAACAAAAGGUGGCUUAGUAGACUCACAAUUAGAAAUGAUGGCCAGCCAGUCAAAAUGGAUAAAGAAUUUUAACCAAGACAUAAUAAUAGAGGAGGAAGACCCAGCAAUGUAUAAAACCACAGAAAGCAUCAAGUCUAUUUUCAUAAACUAGAUGGGUGAAACUUAGAGAAGCAGAUUUUAGAAUAGCAAUAAGGUCUCACUCAGAAUAUAAGACCUUGAUACAGAAACUUAAUCUCGAAUGGGAAUAGCUAACUUUCAUCGAACUUCUUAGUUUUCUGGCAUGAAAUCGAUGAGCUCCACAAUGAGCAGGCAAAAGAGACACUCUCUUGAAAUGUAGGAGCAAACCAUCAAUCAGUUCAAGUAAACUCACUCUCACUUGAUAUCACCUACCAGGGAUGAUGACGCUGAACUUCUCUGUAUUCAAGGGACAAGCAAACUGUAGCUUGAACUACAAGGAGCUAAGAAAAUAAAUGAUCCUAAGAUAUUAUUACCACACGAAGCAAUUAAUGGAGAGUUUGAAGACAGCAAGGACCGAGAUGAGAUUAUUGCUAUUGACUAUGAUUAGAGAUUAUUUUACUGA
Messenger RNA from Stylonychia lemnae, 2046 nucleotides. The record is from the annotation of a GenBank genome assembly. Lineage: Eukaryota; Ciliophora; Spirotrichea; Sporadotrichida; Oxytrichidae.